Messenger RNA from Symbiodinium sp. CCMP2456, 1518 nucleotides. Lineage: Eukaryota; Dinophyceae; Suessiales; Symbiodiniaceae. The record is from the annotation of a GenBank genome assembly.
AUGGCGCCUCGAAGCAGCCUGGUGAGCAGAUUGCUGCUGGUUGCAGUUGCCAGCACCGUCGUGAACCUGUCCUUCACGGGAGGACCAUCGCGCCCUUCUCCGCAGCGCAGCUCCCUCACACUGGCCGCCACAAAGGAGGAAGCAAAAGUCUUGAAGUUAUGUGAUGAGUUUCCCGCCGAUGCCGACGCUGAUGAUAAGGAGGAGCUUCUUAAAGCGAUUAAGAAGCUACCUGGAACUGGUAGGCAAGAGUCUUACGAUCGCUUCGUCGGCGAUUGGAAAGUCGAGUGGAGUACUCUGGGUGGUCGUGCCUUUCAGAAGCGCAAGGGAGGUGGAGACGGACCGCCAAUGACUCUGAAGUUCGUCUCCUUCACAGCUUUGCCUGCGACACCGGUGCAGUUCACUGGCUCGUACAACAGAGUCUCCGGAACACCCACGGGUGGAACAUACCAAUUGCUGCAGACAUUCACACUGCCCGACAACAAGGAGGGCACUGAAGCUGCCAUGGUCCUGGAGGGCAGCUGGAGCACCGGUGAUUCCGAGGGCAACUGGGGCAAAGGGGCACCGAGGACUCGCGUUCCAACCGAAUUCCAAACAGUUCGGCUUGUCCCCUCCAUCAAGGACGAGGACAAGAGCCGAGCAAUGCUGGAGGCUGCUGGCCUAGGCAAGUAUUUCGAGCGGACACCGGUCAAUGCAAAGGCGACCUACAUUGACCUGCAGCAUGUCAGCGAAGAGAUGCGUCUUCAUCAGGGUGAGUCCGGCCAGAUGUACAUCCUCUCCAAGAUCGGUGACGGAGAGAUUCCCUUCGUCCUGGAGUGCUCCUUUCUGGCGAGCUCUGGUGAAGCGGGGAAGAGCAAGUGCUCAUUGGAUUUAGACUCGCUUCGCCGCUGGUUUCGCCUGAGAAUUGCCAACCUGCGAACGAAAGCGUCUGAAGGCUUGGGAUUGGAAUCCCUUCCUGACGAAAUCGCCAAGCUGCAGCCCAAGGACGGAUGCUUUGCGCGCGUAGCCUUGACGCUGGAGUGGCCGAGUGUCAACAUCCUCGACGAAAACACGUUCGAGGUGCCAGUUGCGGCCACGGGGCGGUGUCCAAGCCAUCCGCAUCCGCUACUCUACUUGUGCACCUCAGAGGACGACGUUUAUGUCGUGAUCAUCCCCUGGCACGGCGCUGUGCCCGUGAGGGAUCAGGAUAUCUUCCUGGGCUGCACAGACAUUCUUCGUGGAGCUCAGCCUCUGGAGGAGAAUCCCUUUGCUAGCAUCCGGCUGUACAACCUUGAUGUACGGCGGUCUGUCCACCAGAGCCCCAUUGAAAAUGCAGCGGCUUUUGGGAUGGCGUCUGAGAGUCUGCAUGCCUUCGAGUUUUCCUCGCUCUCUGUUUCUUCCGGCAGGGUGAUGCCGGGGAAGCUCCAGAAGAGCGGCUUGCAGGGCGAACUGUUCAUCGCUCGGAGGCCGUUUGCAGUCUGUUUGUGGCAGAAAGAGAUGGAUGACUUGAACAUCCCACUCUCUGUGACAAUGGUGCCCUAG